Pecten maximus is the source of this 3056-nucleotide messenger RNA. Its product is annotated as leucine-rich repeat-containing protein 74B-like. The coding region runs from base 459 to 2159 and encodes 566 amino acids. Gene Ontology annotation, molecular function: protein binding; calcium ion binding. The record is from RefSeq and is a predicted model, not a curated record. Lineage: Eukaryota; Metazoa; Mollusca; Bivalvia; Pectinida; Pectinidae. The transcript has 13 exons.
CGGAGAACAUUACUUGAUGUUGGACCUGUCACCAUCGAUUCGCAGGACACUUCAGAGAGGCUCGCUAAUGGCUUCGCGUAUAAUGCUAAUAUUUUAUUUACUCUGAUCUACUGACGACAAACGUAUUAUCUACCCUUGUUGAUCCACACUUGGUUUGAUUUAUACAUCUCCCUUGUUUCGAGAAGCGGGUACUCUGGGGAUAAGUGUUGUUCCACUGGUUAUAAAAGAUGUGAAGACAUUUCUACCUGCCUAGUGUUGACAGUUCUACUUACGUCAGUGCUGGGAGAAAGGGAUCUAGUCAAUACUGUAAACAGUUGAUCUACUAGUACGGAUGGCCUUUACCAUAUAGACAACGUGUACAUGGAUUCCGACAGGAAAGUGAUAAACACAUCACGUCAACGGUUUACCAAGGAUUCCAUACAUUUUCAAAGUGUUAGCAUGGAAAUGGAUUGUGAAGAAUGAGUAAGAAUAAAGAAAAAGGUGGAAAGAAAUCCAAACUAAAUAAUGAUAAGGAAGAAACAGAGAUAGACUUUAACGGAAAAAAUGAAAAUGGCACGUGGAAAAGUGAUUCAAGGUGGAAACCGGCCUUUAUCACAGCCGGAGACCGGAAGUCCACGGUGUUAUCAAACAAGGGAGAAGAUGAAGAACAUGAUUUUGGACAGAAAGAAAAUAUACUUUAUUCGUCCCCAUCGGAUCCAGCUCCAGAAAUUUUUGAUGAUUUAGACUCUAGCAUCUUUUCCUCUGAGUCCGACAUUAUCUCACCAGCUCCAUCCGUUAGUCUUUCACAGACUGUAUAUACAAAGGCAUGUAUGAAGUUGGGUCUUGUCCCCUCAACUUAUUUCUUCAAACACUUGACCGAUGUUGCAUUGGUUAUGCCCCACCAUGGGAUUGGGCCACGGGGAGCCAAGGCCGUAGCCAUUGCACUUGUACCAAACCAGUCAAUUCAGAAGCUUGACCUGUCCAGUAAUGCUAUUGGAAGCGAAGGAUUAGCUCACAUACUUGAUAUGUUGUCUGGUAAUACUUCAAUCAAAGAGCUGAAUAUAUCAGGAAAUGAAUUACUUUCCGCUGGCGCGAAAAUGCUUAAGGAGGACUUAUCUUCUCAUCGCUAUCUAACAAGUUUAGAUAUAUCAGCUAAUGGAUUCAAUGAAAAGGACGCCGAAGAAAUUGCUGAUUUACUCAUAGAUAAUUCCACCUUGAGACAUCUGUCUGUAGGACACAAUACUUUUUCGGAGGGCGGUGGUGCAGCCUUCGGCAAAGCAUUGGAAGAAAAUUCAAGUCUUCAAUCCUUAGAUUUGCGAUGGAAUCACCUGCGACAAACUGGAGCUGUCUCUAUAUGUUGGGGGCUUUAUAGUAACAAUACAUUGAAAUCCCUCAACCUGUCGUGGAAUGGCUUUGGAAUGGAAGGCUGCCAUGAGAUGGGAAAAGUACUCAUGCGGAAUCGUGGCUUGACAGAACUCGACUUGACGGCUAAUCGGAUAGGACUAGACGCAUUCCGCCAACUUCUUCGAGGAAUCGUCAGGAAUCGGAAACUCCGAACUAUUCGGAUUGGUAUAAACCCUAUAACAACUGAUGGUGCGACAGCCAUCCUGCGAUCAGUGUGUGCGUCCGACUCCAAUCUGACAGAGAUCGACAUGACGGAUGUUUCGGUCGACAAUGACUUUGUAUCACUCCUACACGAGGUUCAGAAACAACGACAAAUGAAAGUGACGUACGGUAAUUUGUUACGCCACGACGAGAUACGCCGCGGAAAUUCAAACUGGGUGCUGGACAGUGAUGAUCCUGUGGCCAUCUUGUUUGAAUACAUGAAGCAGAAAAACUUACGUCUGAUCGAUCUUCUCCACAACCUCGACAAGGACAACAGCGAGACAUUGUCCAGGGACGAGCUCCAGUUGGGACUUUCGAAUAACGACAUACCGUUGAGCAGUCGAUCAUUGGACAUUUUGAUGAAACGUCUGGACACAAACUGUGAUGGACACAUCACAUUUGAAGAACUCGCUGCUAAACACAAGGAAUACGUACGAAGAGCGAUGAGACUGCGUGUUCAGGCUGACGAAAGUCUUAGUCACUACAAGAGCUUUGACAAACUGGAGCAGAUUCGAGAGGCCGUCAAACUCAAGAUAGCCCUCAGUGUCACUAUAAGGCCAAAUAAGGCCACAUAACGUGACGAGUGCAUGUGUUCUCUUAUUGUUGUUACAUACACUUUUACUAUUGUAAAUAAUAUGAGUCCCUGUCUAGGGAGCUUUGAUUGCAUGCACUGUAAAUUUAGGCAGUUUACGGUGGGCCAACUUCUGCAAAUACGAUGUACAGUAUUGUUUCUAGUAGAAGUCGGACGUAUAUGGACGUCCCUGUGUAAGUAUAUUAUAUAUGUGAAAAACUAGGCAUGAACGACCUCUUGUAAUUAUGUGAUGGAAUUUACAGUGUACUAUGUUAUGUCUGAUGUUGUCUUCAAAAUAACUAUGUUCUGGUGAACAAGCCGUCACACCGACGCUCAACCAACUUUGGAUACAAAAUGUGAUAAUGUGAGCGGUCCGUUUAGGAGCACUAUAUAAUUAGCGUUAAGUACGUUGGUUGGAAGGACUCAUAACUUUGAACUGCUAGUAUGUGGACAAUAGACUGAAUAUUAAUUUAUGUUUUAAUACUUGGUUACUUUGUUUUAUUCAUGCGUGUGUAAUCCUUGACGAUUUGUUAAAUUCUGUAGAACACACACUCUUAAAGAGUUCUCUAGUUUCUGGCCUUUCAGUUUUACUAGCGAAAUAUCUUAGUCAUGCGCACUAUCAAUGGCUCAUUUGGAGGUAGACUGCGACAUAUUUACUCAGCAAGACUUGGUGGUAGAGGCUCAAAAUGUCUUCCUUUGUGUAUAUCAUUCUACUAAAUUGAAUAGAAUUGUUACUUUGGAGACGAACACUAUGUACAAUAAGUUCGCUGUGGCACAUCAUCGCAGUCCGUUAUCCUUGCUAUAUAUCGGUGUAGAAGCGAAUCUCCUCAAACGAAUUAAUUUAUGACAUAUGCUUACUUGUUUUCAAAUAAAUCGUUCUUGUGAGCUGCUGAAUAAUGUA